This is a messenger RNA of Brassica rapa (field mustard), 6619 nucleotides long. Its product is annotated as phospholipase A(1) DAD1, chloroplastic. Gene Ontology annotation, biological process: lipid metabolic process. Gene Ontology annotation, molecular function: glycerophospholipase activity. The record is from RefSeq and is a predicted model, not a curated record. Lineage: Eukaryota; Viridiplantae; Streptophyta; Magnoliopsida; Brassicales; Brassicaceae.
UCUCAUCAAGGAGGAGUAGAGUGAUUCCCAUGAAUUCACCCUGCUUCUUAAUGUUUUUCGAGUCCCAAAAACGUAGCAAACGACCAACGAUGAACUGGGCAGAUCUUCUGAGGCGGAGGGCAUCGAAGGCUGAGUGAGCGAGAACUGCAUCAGAGGAAGCCAUCUUUCUGAAUCUUUCAACGCUUUAUAAAAUGAUAAACUGAUAGGGGUUUCUGAGGAUUAAGCAUGCUCUCGUACCGCUGAUAUAUAUAGCUAUGAGAAGAAGGAAACGGAAGCGUCGUAACCGAGAAUGGGUUGAAUACGAAUAACAUUUAUUCCAGGAUUUAAAGAACAAAGGGGAAAUGAAGAGAGACCGACUGGGGAGUUCAAGAGAUGAGGAGACAAACAUGCAUUAUGCAGAUCAUGAUAUGCAACUACGGCGGAUCCAGUUCUGUAAUGAAGAAAGAGAGAUUUCGAGCUUAAAAGAAACCAAACGCAAAAGACCCUAACCGGAACCAAGGAAAAUCGAAUUAUAUUCCAACUAACUAAACCAAACGAAACUAAUAACCUAAUCGACUAAAAUCACCCGGUCAUUCAGUGGGCCUAAACCUUAAAAACGGGCUUUCAAAGACACUACGAUCAAUCACAUUUGUAAUUUAGAAAGACAAACCCAUUCUCGAUUUUUACUUGGGACCCACAAUCAUUACUCGAAGCCCGAUCAAAUAUUAAUUUUCCGUGUUCUUAGACCAACUCAAUUAACAGUGCCACACGCAAAAUCACGGAUACGGAGAUUAAGUAAGCGCAAACGAAGUCCAAUCGUAUUUCAUGGAAUUAAAAUUGAAAGCCUAAUCCACCAGUGACGUGGCAGAAUCAUUGGCUGAGAAUAUUUUGCCUAGGUGGCACCCCUAAGAAGCCUCAAAUUUAACUUCUUUUAUAUAGUAGGAUGACUCUUGAUCAUUUUAUCUGGAACACUUUGAUUUUUACAUUCUUUAUUUGGGUGCAUAUUGCUAGUUAAGUGAAAGACAGAGCUUACUUGUACCACAAAAAUGUGAAAGAUUGUUCUCAUUCUUCAUUAAAUACACAUAACACAUCUAUCGUUUGCUUUCUAUUUUGGUGUAUUUAUUGCUUUUACAUACACAAUACUACUUUAUAUAGACCAAUGUGUAUGUCCAUUAAAUAUACAAUUUAUAUUACAUUAUGUAACGAUAUAAAUAAUAUGCUUAUAUAAGCACAGUCCACAAAUUUCAGAGUCAGGUCCUUUCCUUUUCAAAGAUCUCUCUAACUCCACUAUAAAUCCCAAGUUCUCUCACUUCUUUAAUCUCCACUAUAAAAGGAACUACUUCAUCUCUCUCUCUCUUCCAUCAUCUUCUUACAAGUUACAACAAAUAUUGUCUUCAAGAGAACCAGAGAGACUCACUCUUUUACAACUCUCUUAUUAAUCAAAAAUAUCCAUAAUCUUUAAAAGCACACACUCUUCUCCCAAUAAUGAGAUUCUCUCUUUCUCCCGCACGUCCGUACAGUGUAGUACCCUCACUACCAAACCACGACGUUGUUUCUCACGUAAAUGUUACCAUGUCGUGGAACCGUAAGUGUAGAUGCGUACUUACUCUUCCUUCUCCUACAAUAUCUACUUCCCGGACACCGGUUAUACCCAAACCAGAAAUGUGGGAGGGUUUGCUGCUAAACCAAGAUCACAGUUCCGAUGAAUUGUCGUCCUCUGGUUCCAACAACCCGGUUAAGCUAAACCGUAGAUGGAAGGAGUACCAGGGGCUUCAGAAUUGGGAAGGUCUCUUAGACCCAUUGGACGAUAAUCUCCGUGGAGAAAUUCUCCGGUACGGUCAGUUCGUGGAAUCGGCUUACCAGUCCUUCGAUUUCGAUCCUUCGUCACCAACCUACGCAACGUGCAGGUUCCCGAGGAACACGUUGUUAGACCAAUCCGGUUUACCUAACUCCGGUUAUCGAGUGACGAAGAACCUCCGUGCCACGUCAGGUAUUAACUUACCACGUUGGAUAGAGAAAGCGCCUAGCUGGAUGGCUACACAGUCCAGCUGGAUUGGUUACGUGGCAGUAUGUCAAGACAAAGAAGAGAUCUCAAGGCUCGGUCGUAGAGACGUAGUCAUCUCCUUCCGUGGAACCGCCACGUGUCUCGAGUGGUUAGAGAAUCUCCGCGCCACGCUGACUCAUCUCCCUGAUGGGCCGAGUGGGCCAAACCUAAACGGGUCUAACUCUGGGCCCAUGGUCGAGAGUGGAUUCUUAAGCUUAUACACAUCAGGGGCCCACAGUUUGAGAGACAUGGUAAGACAAGAGAUAUCGAGACUGCUCCAGUCUUACGGCGACGAGCCGUUGAGUUUAACGAUAACGGGGCACAGCCUCGGCGCCGCGAUCGCGACGUUAGCGGCGUACGAUAUCAAGACGACGUUUAAACGUGCGCCGAUGGUCACCGUUAUGUCUUUCGGAGGUCCACGUGUCGGAAACAGAUGCUUCAGGAGACUCCUUGAGAAGCAAGGCACCAAGGUGUUGAGGAUCGUUAACUCCGACGACGUCAUCACCAAAGUUCCAGGUGUCGUUUUAGAUAACAGAGAGCAAGAUAACGUGAAGAUGACGGCGUCAAUGCCGAGUUGGAUACAGAAACGAGUUGAGGAGACGCCGUGGGUUUACGCUGAGGUCGGGAAAGAGCUUCGGCUGAGCAGCCGUGACUCGCCCUACCUGAACGGCAUCAAUGUGGCCACGUGUCACGAGCUGAAGACGUAUCUACAUUUAGUAGAUGGGUUUGUGAGCUCCACGUGUCCAUUCAGAGAAACGGCUCGAAGAGUCCUCCAUAGAUGAAGGUUCAUUAGACAUUCGUAACCCUAUUUUAACUUUGUGCAGAAAAAAAAAAACUUUAAACCGAAAGAAAACCAAUAAUUAACAUUGUUACAUGCAUCGCUAACUCAGUGGUAGAAAUAGAACGUACGUACGUAGAAAGACAGCUUUAAAAGAGGAAAAGUGUAAUGACGUUCGUAUAAACUCAAAUAGUGUAUAUAUAUGAAUUUUUAUUUAUUUUAAUAAUUUUAUUGAGUUGUGCUCAUUAAUGGUAAAGUUAUAGACGCAUGUGUGUUAUAAAAUCUGAACUCCUAAAGUCGAAAAUUGUCUGAACUUGACCAAAAGAAGAGUGAAAAGACAGACAUAUCCCUACUCCGUCCAAAUUUGAGAAUUUAUGUAAGGUGGCCCAAGCCACGUAAGCACCGACCGGUUGAAGAAGUUGACUGAAAAUGUACUUUGCAAAAUCUUAGAAGAAAUCCGUUACUUGUAAGAUCAAAAUCCCAAAGCCAAAUAAGAUCACGCAUCAUGCGCCGUCCAUUACCUUAUACUUAUUUUCCUCGUUACUAAAUUAACUUACGCGUUGUACAUUACAACAACAUCGUUUUGGCAAUGCAAAAGCAAACUUUAUAAGUUAUAUUCAACAUUAUACUUGAUUCAAUAAUUAAUCACCACCAGCAUUACUGCUUUUACAUUACAAUUUAAUGCUGCACAUACAUCUUCUCAAGACACAAGUCAUAGUAAAAAAAAUAUGGUAUCGUUUUUGUGAUUGUAUAAUGACUAUUUUUCAUGACAUCUUUUAUAAAACUGUUUUCAACAUUUUUGGGUAAUCUGUUUAAAUGAACUUUUUUGUUAUUCUCUUCAGUUUUAGUACUCCAAAGUUUAAAGAUAUUUUUAAAUCGUACAACAGUAAUCAGCCAUAUAUCCAAAGUUGUAAAAAGAGACUUUAAAGUACAAACAUAAUUAACCUUACCCAAUAUUUGAAAAUUGUGAAGAGACUUUAAAUUCACAAAAUAUUAAUCUUAUCCUAUGGUAAAAAUACUAGAUAAACUCAACAUGAGACUCCGAUUAAUCAUGAUAUGAGGCAAACUGUCAAAGUUAACUGUUAACCCUAAACUAUUUCAAUUAAUUCAAUUAUUGAAUAUGACUUUUUAGUUUCAUUUAGUAAAAUCAGCUAAUUGCAUUAUACUACAUACAUGCUAAUAUAUGUGUAUACACACAAAAUUCAUUACAUUAAACUUAACAAUAAAUCAAGUCGAUCUUAAUAUAGUAUCGAGAGUUACUAAGUGAUAAUAUUGUAGUCAUUAUCGUUUGAGGUAGAAUAGAAACCAGCAAUUGAUUCUAAUUUUGCUUCCAGUCACUACAAACUACACAUCAUGCAAUCAGAAUUCCUCUGGUCAUGACCAAAAAAAAAAUGAUUUAACUGACAAGUGCAUGCAUAAGAGAACGUGCGGUCAACGUCACUAUUUUUAUGGUUACAUAGAAGAAGAAUAUAUCGCGCGCAUGCAUGAUCCAAGCCGUAUACGUACAUAUAUAUAGGCACGUCCUAGUCUCAAAUAUAUAUGUACAAAACUGGAUAGAUCGCAUUACCGACCCAUACCUAAAAUGCUCGUUUUUUACAUCCCUGAAAUAUCAAAGAUAUAUUUCUGGAUAUAUAAUUGUAGAAAGUGAUCAUCACUUGUUACUAUCUCUCUUUCUUUUUUGAAAUUAGAUCUCUAGCCAUAUCAUCAAUACUAUUAAAUUAGGAACAUACCCAAUUGAUAAAAAGUUGUGUCCAACAUAUAUUCCCUUUAUUUAAGGGUUAGUUAUUAUUCUCUUUAUAUAUCCAUAUCCAGUUUUAUUUAUAACUUCCAUUUGAUUCCCCUAAUUUUCGGAUCCACUUGAGUCAAAAUCUACGGUUUCAUACAACAAUCAAUAUAAGUAAUCAUAUUAAACAUGUUUGACAACAUAAAUUAAUUGACAUCAAUUUUUUGACCUUAUAACCUAACCUCGAUUCUAUUCCUAGCACCUACACCUUUUAUAAGUAAAAUUAAUUCAAAAGUUUUAAUAGGUUUAGAUAGAUAUAUUUGAUACUAGGUGUUUUGCCUGCACAUGCGGACAUAAACUUCUUAUGAAUACUUAUUAGUUUAUGUUUUAUUAAUCUAAAACCAACAUAUAUAUAAAAAUUUAAUAUUAUUGACAUUCAUUUUUAAUUAUAUACAAGAUUCAUUAAGGAUAAUUUUAAAUUAAUAUAUUAAUGACUCAGCUAAUAACAAAUAAUAAAUCAAUGAUUUAUCUAAGACCUAAUUAAAACUUGACAAGUAAGCAAAACUACCUAAAAUAAUGGAGAACAUGACAAAUAAUCAAAAUCAUUUCAUAAAUAAUAGCAUAUAUAUAUAUAUAUAUAUAUAUUAAAUGGACUAAUUUAGAUACUUAAUCAUUUUAAGAAUAUUUUAAUAUAUUAGGACUGUUUUAAUACUAAUAAUUUUAAAAAAUAUCAUACACAAACAUAUAAAUUUUUUCUUAACAUAUAAAAAACUGCUCCAUAUUUACAGAAAGAUAAAUAAAUUAUAAAGUAACAUUAUACCUACGGGUAAAGACCUAAGAAUAAACAAAUAUGAUUACAAAAAAAACGGACAUACAAACAUAUGAUUAUAAGAAACAUAGAGUAUGUCGGGUCAACUUCUUAGUUGCUAUUAUUUUAUAAAAUAUAUUUUGAUUAAAAUGUAUACACAAAUAUAAUUACAAAUAAUAACAUAAAUAUGAUGACAAAUAUAUAUAAAUUAAAUUUCUAAGAAAAAAAUGAAAACAAAAAGUAAACCCGCCCUUUGUCAGAAUCUAGUUCCUCUGUUAAAACAAAACAAAGCAUAACUUGAAAAUACUGGAAUUCAAACCGCCACACAUCACUGACUUUUUUUUUGACAAAGGAUUUUCAAUCAUUGAAGUUUUUUUCGCGUACAGUAAACUGUUCAUCAAUUUUAUAAUAGUUGGAGUUACAUUUAUCAAGUCAAUAAAAUAUGGAUUGCGUUUCCUAUUUUCCUCGUUAUUUGUAGAAAUAUUGAGUUUUUUUUAAUAAGAAUCUCCGACCACUUUAAUUAAGUUAUCCACACAAAAUUUUUUUGGUUCAGUUGUGACUUUUCUUUGUUCGCGCUUAUGCAUUUCUUCUCAACAGUGGGUUUAAAAUUUUGGCCGGACGGGAUUUAUAAGAAAUCAAAGAAAAUUACAUUAUUGACAUGUAAGAAAAUCAGGAACGUGGUAAACUAGCGUUCCUAUAUAUAUUGUUUAUAAAAUGUAAGCAUAUCACAGUUUAUUGAGUAAACAAAUUGAAGUUGUUGGUAGAACAAAAUUAAUUUACUUGCUGUAUUAGUCAAGGAUGAUAAAAGUCAAGGUGACAAAUUCAAAAACAAAUAAAAUAAUUGUAUUACCAAAAAAUAACCCCUAAUUUCAGAUUGUGCGUGGUUCAUGUGAUAUAACAAAAAAAAUUUCCAGUAUGACAUGAUAAAGCUUUUAGCCUAACUUUUUAUGACACCUUGAAGCUUUCAGCCGAUUUUUAAACAAGGACCAACAAAACAAUAGUCUAUGUAUACGCCCUGCGGAGACCACUACAAAGUCUACAAUAGUGAUAUGUUAUUAUACAGCUAUAUUUUUAGCCUCACUGGCAUAUGAAAAGAAAAUAAUAGUAUAAUAGUACUAUAAUAGUAUAGUUUCCAAUAUAAAACUACAAAAUAGACGUUGCACAAUAUUUAUACACACAUAAAUGAAAGAAAAUGGUAAGAAAGAGAGAAAAAAAGAGAGGAGUAUGUGUGUAUGCCUUUAUGCCUCCUACAUCUCAACAUUAUGCAAAAUUGCGGCUGCCCAACAA